GCAAGGUGGGAAGACAGUGGAAGUUAAAGGAGGAGAACAUUGCUAUUAUCAGGGAGAAAUUCGAGGAAAUCCUGUAUCAUUUGUUGCCUUGUCAACAUGCCAUGGAUUACAUGGGAUGUUUUAUGAUGGAAAUCAUACUUACCUUAUUGAACCAGAUGAAAACUACACUUCAGAGGAUGACUUCCAUUUCCACUCUGUUUACAAAUCCAAGUUGAUUGAGUUUCCUCCAGACGACCUGCCACCUGAGUUCUGGCAAAUGAAUACUACAUCACAGAAUUUUGUUGUAAAGCCAAGACACAAAAGAAGUAAAAGGCAGAUUCGUCUCAUUCCACGUAAAGUUGAAGAGGAAACAAAAUACAUUGAGUUGAUGAUUGUAAACGAUCAUCUAAUGUGUAAAAAGCACCGCUUGUCAGUCGGCCAUACAAACAGCUAUGCUAAAUCGGUCGUGAACAUGGCAGAUUUAAUAUAUAAAGAACAACUUAACACCAGGAUAGUAUUGGUUGCCAUGGAAACCUGGGCUACUGAUAACAAGUUCACCAUAUCUGAAAACCCCUUGGUGACCCUACGUGAGUUUAUGAAAUAUAGGAGGGAUUUUAUCAGAGAGAAAAGUGACGCAGUUCACCUUUUUUCGGGGAGUCGAUUUCAGAGCAGUCGAAGUGGUGUAGCCCACACUGGUGGAAUCUGUUCCUUGCUUAAAGGCGGAGGUGUGAAUGAGUUUGGAAAGCCAGACUUAAUGGCAGUUACCCUGGCACAGACCUUAGCCCAAAACAUUGGCAUUUUCUCAGACAGAAGAAAACUUAUAAGUGGUGAGUGUAAGUGUGAGGACACGUGGUCUGGAUGCAUAAUGGGAGACACAGGGUAUUACCUUCCAAGCAAGUUCUCCAAGUGUGACAUUGAAGAGUAUCAUGAAUUUUUAAACAAUGGAGGUGGAGCCUGCCUGUUCAAUAAACCGACCAAACUUCUAGAUCCUCCAGAAUGCGGCAAUGGCUUUGUGGAAGAUGGAGAAGAGUGUGACUGUGGGACAAUAGCAGAGUGUGCCAAUGAAGGAGGAGAGUGCUGCAAUACUUGCACCCUGACGGCAGGCUCCCAGUGCAGCAAUGGGCUUUGCUGUCGGAAGUGCCGGUUUGAACCUAAAGGAGUUUUGUGCCGAGAAGCGGUGAAUGAUUGUGAUAUUGCAGAGAACUGCACAGGAAAUUCCAGUCAGUGCUCUCCCAAUAUUCAUAAAAUGGAUGGAUAUUCCUGUGAUAACAAGCAGGGUAUUUGUUUUGGAGGAAGAUGCAAAACCAGGGACCGGCAGUGUAAAUAUAUCUGGGGUGAAAAAGUGACAGCUGCUGACAGGUACUGCUAUGAGAAGCUAAAUAUUGAAGGGACUGAGAAAGGCAACUGUGGAAGAGACAAGGACUCUUGGAUACAGUGCAAUAAACAGGAUGUGCUUUGUGGAUACCUUCUGUGCUCCAAUAUAUCCAGUGUGCCUAGACUUGGAGAACUUGAUGGUGAAAUCACAUCAUCAAUCUUGCAAUUUGGAAAAGUCUACAAUUGCAGUGGUGGCCAUGUGAAACUCGAUGAGGAGACGGACCUGGGUUAUGUGGAGAAUGGGACACCGUGUGGGCCAAACAUGGUGUGCCUUGAGCAUCGCUGCCUCCCCACCGAGGCCUUCAACUUCAGUACCUGCCCAGGCACCACAGACAGCCAGAUUUGUUCAGGACAUGGUGUUUGUAGCAAUGAAAUAAAGUGUGUCUGUGACCGAUUCUGGGGAGGAGAUGACUGCAGUUCUCGUAUCAAAGAUGAUAUUUUUUUUGAUAAAGAUGCCAUCAAUAAAGGUGUUGUUAGCACAAAUAUAAUAAUAGGAGCUAUUGCUGGCACCAUUUUAGUGUUGGCUCUCGUUUUAGGAAUAACUGGUUGGGGUUACAAAAACUACAGAAGACAGAGACAAAUACCCCAGGGAGAUUAUGUAAAAAAGCCUGGAGAGGCCGACUCUUUUUAUAGCGACAUGCCUCCUGGAGUCAGCACAAACUCUGCAUCUAGUUCUAAGAAGAGGUCAAAUGGAUUAUCUCAUUCCUGGAGUGAAAGGAUCCCAGACACAAAACAUAUUUCAGACAUUUGUGAAAAUGGGAGGCCUAGGAGUAAUUCUUGGCAAGGUAAUAUAGGAGGAAACAGAAAGAAAGUCAGAGGCAAAAGAUUUAGGCCACGGUCUAAUUCAACUGACAGGGUAACCCAUGCAUCUGAGCCUGGGCUUUCUCUCGCCCACCAAAUCCCGGCCCAAGGCAUAAGCCCAGGGGGUUCUGACCACCCCCAAACAGGGAGUCGGGAUCACAGGACACUGUCUCCUGCAAAGUCUCCAUCUUCAUCCACUGGAUCUAUUGCUUCCAGCAGAAAAUACCCAUACCCGAUGCCACCACUUCCUGAUGAGGAGAAAAAAGCCAACAGGCAAAGUGCCAGGCUAUGGGAGACGUCCAUUUAGCUGCACUGUUUUCCUGGGGUGACAUCAGAACUGUUUACUUCGAAUUUUAUAGAAACUCAGCAUCUCUGAGUCAUUGCACAUUCAUCUGCUCUUCAGACAAUUUGAAAGAUCAACAGAGAUGCCCGUGAUCACAGUGAGAACCUCCUCUCCUCUGGAAGGGAAAAAAGCAGCCUUUUAUUUUCUUUCUUUUUUGUUGACUAGGAUUUUAUGGAUUUGAUGAAUAACCAAAAUCAGAAAUUAACAGGGGAUAAUUAGCCCGGACAUGACAAGGCUAUUCCGCAUGAUGACAGAUACACUUACCUAGAAUCCCAACUGCAGUCCAUUUGCCAGUCCCGCAUAAGAGAGGUUUUUCUCUGGUUUAGUGCAGUCCCGAGUCAGACCAGAGUGGAACUGGGAACACGCCUCCCGGAGAGCCCAGCUGAUGUAAACUUGUAUGCUGUAUGCAUGAACCUCGUGUUCUUUACUUUCCACAUGUAAGGGAUAAACAACAUACUGUAGUAGAAAUUAGCAUGCAGGAGUAAGAAAUAUAGGAUUUUUUUGUGACAGGAUGUCAAGCUUUGAAAGGCAACUAUUUGACACAAACGUCAAACAAGCAAGGAUUAUAUCUUUUUUUUUUUUACCUUACGUGUUUAUAAUCUCAAUAUAUGGAUUGUAUAUAUGUAAACAUUUGAUAAUGUCAAAAAUAGCAGUUAUACAUAAGUGUAUUUUGCCAAAUGCCUAAAGAAACAGUCAUGACUAACAUCAUCACACUUCAAAUUUUCUAAUAUUAUGAGCAGACAACUUUGGAAAUACAGAAAGUACAGUACUGUAAAACUGUGUCUCUCAGAAACUGGUGUUUGACCAAAAUCUGUACUAUCUUUUCAGUAUCAUAUACUGUCUUGACAAUCUCAGUAGUAUGGUAGACUGCAGAAACCAGUACAGCAGCACUUUGUCUUAAUGUAAGAGGAAGCAGCCAAAAUUACGUUGUUCAAUGAGAUGACCAGUGUAUCCUCUCACGGGUGUAAUCAAGAAUGAUUUGGCAGACAACAGAGUAUUUAAGUAAUGUGCAGCCCAAAUUUACUGGACAUUUGGGAAUACUUCUAGUCAAUUCAGGAUGUGGUGAUGUGAAGUCCUUCUGGUUAGAGUUGCUGUGUAUUUUUGAUAGAGCAUUUCAGACACUGUUUUAGAUAGCAAGGUGUACCUUACGAGAAGCAUAACGAUUUCACUGCACUAGAUAAUAACAAUGCUGGGCAAGUGGUCGGUUUCAUUGCUGUCUUUUAAUUUUUAUUUGUUACUGGAAUCACCUUUAUCAUGUGCUUGAAAACUAUGUUUGCUGCCCCUGAAGCCCACUUGACAAUUUUUGGGGGUAUUAAGCUGAGUACAAGUGAGUUUAGCCUAAAAAUCUGGGGUGGGAGGGAACAAACCCUUUAUCUUGGAGAUGCUAAUCUUGUGUAUCAGUGGAUGGUUAGACUUCUAACACCUGAGACUUCUAAACGUUGUUGUAAAACUAAUGUCUUUCGAUUGGGAAUUAUCAGUCAGUAAGAAACUGGACCAUAUUAAAUCAGUUGAUAAUGUACCAGCUUUCCAAAAUUGACUAGUUAUUUGCUUCAGGUAGUACCAUUGCAGAAUAAAACACCCAAUUCUGUGUGGUGCAGUUGAAUACCUUGUCCAACAGUCGUAUGAUCAAUUAGAUAUUAUUGUAAUAGGAACAUCUGCGGUGUUUCUGAAUCUUCUACCUCUUUCAUGUAUUUCCUUCAAUAAGUGAACCCAACACUUGCAGCCUUUUGAUAUAUUUUUUUAAGUCUCUCAAUAAAGUCAAAUAUAUGUAAGAUUAAAUUAAGAGAUGUUUAAAGAUGUCAGCAACUGUAAAGUAUGUAAGAUUUUUAAAAGCACUAUAUUUUAUGAUUAGGCUGUAUGUUGGAUUAUGACAAAAGAUUGGCCUUGUCAUUCAAAUGAUUUUCCUUCACAGUCGACAGGUUCUGGUAAGUAUUUUGGAGAAAGGCAAAUGUGAGUGAGUGCAAGUGGAUGCAGACAGACCAUCUGAAAGGAGCCAGUCACUUUUAAUUGUUUGGGGAAAAGAUUCUUCACUUUUGUGAAGAGUAAAUAUCUGUCAGCACUGAAAAAUGCUUUUUGCAAAGAUUUGAGUGUAGGUAACUGGAUUAAAGAUAGUUGGUAGCGUGUAGCUCAUGAAAUUAGGGUCUGAGCCAUAAUCACUUGAAAUCAAUGUGUUUUACUGAGCUCACUGGACUUAGAGCAGGACCCUCAAGGAGUUCACCCACAUUAGCACAUCAUGCUAACCCAGUAGCCACUGUGUUACUCUGUUGCCUGGAAUCUAUUUUUCCCUUCCGUAUUAGUAUCUUGUCUUUAGUAACUGGACUGUUCAUCGUGUGCCUUUUAUGGUACUUUGGAUACAAACUGGCAUGUAAUUUUGAACAAUCCUUUUAGAUUUCUGUGCAUAUUUUAUGUUUACCACUGGUUACUCUUCCCUUUUGAUUUUGCCUUAUCAAGAAGCAGCAAGAUUUGGCAGACAGAACUGGAUAUAACAGACUGGUUGGUUGUGUUAUGUUCAUAGCUUCUUGUUCUGCAGACAAAUGGCUCUCCUGACUGUAUUUUCAAUGUAGUAUGUACUUUCAGCUUCUCUCUUGUUUUGGUAUAAUUCAUUUGUGGCAUAUGAUGAUACACUUAUGUGUGUAGUGUAACUUUUAACAGUAGUUUUCACAUUUGGAGAUAUGUAGUGACUGGAAGUCUAAUUAUGAGCACUAAGUUUAAGUUAAAUAAAUAUUGACUUUCACUUUGAUGGUCUAGAGUGAGAACAUCACAGGACUUGGGUUUUUUGCAGAAUUCUUCUGCAGAUAAUUUUGCAUCAGGCUGGUAACUUGGAGGCCUUGUCACUGCACAAAACUUGAACUGGCAGGGCUGUGUGAGCCUCCAAAGCCAGUGAAGGUCAAAGAGAGAAGUUGUUUGCUUACAUUAUGUGGGUUCCUACUCUUAAAAUGUACUGUGUAUUAUGGAAAGCUUCCAGAUUAAUAAUUUUGAAGAUUAAAAAUAUUUUUAUCCACUGCAGUUACACUGGCAAUAGCAAUAUAAAUUGCCGCAUAAUACCUCAUCCAGUCUAAAAUAGAGUACUUGUAUUGUCAGUAAGAUACUUCAGUCAUUUUGACUCACUGAGACUCAUGCUUUUAUUUUGGUUUUUAUUUUAAUAAAUGAAAUAGUUAUUUCCAGCUAUGCUGUAGAUGCCUGUUGAAGUGGGAGGUUAUCAGUUCUUCUCAAACAGAAGUAACUGUCCACACAAACAUAGGACCUCCAGGAUGAGCUAUACUUAAGUUAGUGUUAUGUAUUUCAAUGUGGGAGAAGAAUCUUGUAUAAUUUAAAAUAAAAUUAAUAUGACGAACUGAUGGAGACUGGAAAACAGAGAUUGUGUCCAAAUAAUAAUGCUACACAGUGAUGCCACAGGUUAACAUGUAAUAAUUUACCUGCUAAUUCUGAAUUUGUUGACAUAAGAAUUUCAGUAAUCCAUACUGUAGACUUUUGGUGAAUAUACUCAGGCAAUAUACCAGACAUGGUUGUGAUUGAUAAUUUACAUAUAGUAUUAUUUUAAAUAGGAGUUUUAAGGAGGUUGUUAAUUUUAUACAGCAUAUCUUUCCUUAAGUUGUGAACUUAAGUCACUACAUGCUGGUUACCUGAUUUGAAGUGUGACUUGACUUUGAGGAUAGCUAAUUCCAAAUGAUUUAAGAGUUCUUGAUUUAUAAGAUGUUGAACUUGCUAAGAUGAUGCACUCAUUAGAUAAUUUUGAUUGUGCUAAUGAACAAAUGGACCUUUGAGCUAUAGCCUGAAUUAAAAUCAGAGAGAAACUAUGUCAGUAGAUACUGUACUGAAGUCUUCUUACCUGAAUCCCUGUUGCUGGUUUUAAAUGAACUGAGUGGUCGUGUCAGCACCAAUGUGUCAACCAUUUUCAAAACCAGAGCUAAGAAUAGGUGCAUACACUAUUACAGGCAUGCAUACACUACAAAUUUUGAACAUAUUUGCAGUCAUUUCAUUAAUGAAUUAAUUAAUGGAUAGGUGAAAGGAUGAGAUUCCACAGUCCUAUGGGAUAACAAGUUAGCUCUUAGGACUUGCUCUGUCAUCGAAUCCCAUACCUCGCUGUUGUAAGCAAAAUUAUCGCACUGCAGUGUAAAACAGCAAACUCUGUUCCCUUCCAGGCCCUUUCUACUCCUACUGAAAAGCAUUUCCAUGAAUUAUAAUUACAUCCACUAGCAGCCUCUUGUGUUAAUUGGCUAAGAUCAGAAAGCUGCUAAGUUGAUCACCUUUCCACAUGAUGUCCUGGAUGGGGUCUUUCCAGUGCCUCAUGUCGCAUGUGCAGUUUGCCCUGGUGUGCUGGUUUUGGCUGGGGUAGAGUUAAUCUUCUCCAUAGUAGCUGUCCACCCCACCAGUGAGCAGGCUGGGGGUGCACAAGGAGUUGGGAAGGGACACAGCUGGGACAGCUGACCCGAACUGAACAAAGGGAUAUCCCGCACCGUAUGACAUAAUGUUCAGCAAUAAAAGCAGGGGGAAGUUUGGCAGGGGGCCACUGCCCGGGGACUGUCUGGGCACCAGUCGGUUGGUGGUGAGCAGUUGUUUUCAAUUGCAUCACUUGUCUGUCCUGGAUUUUAUUUAUCCCUGUUAUUUCCCUUUUCAUUAAAAUUUUUAUAAUUACUAUUAUCAUUACUAUUAUUAUUUUAUGUCAAUUAUUAAAACUGUUCUUGUAUCAACCAAUGAGUUUUCUUCUCACUUUUAUCCUUCCAGUUCUGUUCCUCCAUUCUGCUGAAGGGGGGAGUGAGCAAGUGGCUCUGUGGUGCUUAGUUGCCGACUGGGUUUAAACCACAACAACUGAUACAGGUGUUUGGUGGCUCAGCCAUCCUGUGUCUUUCUCACCCUCUAGCACUGUUCAAGGCUAAGCCUCUUUAAUCACUGGGUCUGUGAACCUAAAAGCUGUGCUGUGUCCUGUUUCUCUUUCUCCAAGUCUGAGGAUCAUCCAUUCUGUCACUUGAGUAUCUUUAUCAUUAGCAGACUGUUUGGGCCACUGUUACGGACCACAAUGUGAGAUUAUUUACCUUAUUUUUAAAAGCUUUAGAAUUGUGGUCUCCAAAGCCAGUUUUUUAGCCCAGAAUGGAUUAUCCAUCAGACUGCUGAGCUGGUGACCCACUAUUUGCAUGGCUUCCAAACCAUAUGACAUUUAUCAGUAUGGGAUUUGACUUUGAUCGGACUUCCUGAAGACAAAUAUGAAUGAACUGCACACAUAUGUACAGCCUGUCAUCCUGUGACUGACUGCAUGGUGGCAUCAUGUUCCUGUGUGCACGUAACUAUUAUCCCAACAGAGCAGGAAAAAAGGGAAUGGUGAAAUUGACUGCAGAUGUAGCUGCAAUGCAGAUAGGGCUCUUUGAAGUGUGAUUUCACCAGAAACAGGAAGUAAUAGUCUCUAUCAUCUACUCUAAAAAAACUCCUUCGACCUGAGUAUUCUCCAAGUCAGCCCAUGAAAAACAUUUCUUGUGCCUCCGGUAUGGAUGCUGAUGUAAACUAAAGCUUUGGAAACAGUAGCUUAUACACCCAGCAUGUGGUAUCCUGUCAUUUCACAGCAGUUUUAUAUUUAGAGAAGCACUACAACAGUCAAUGCUAAUAUGCUAUCUCAGCUCAGUGACCAAAACAAGCAGUAAAAAUAAGUUCAGAACAUAGAAAUGUGGUGACUUGCUCACACUUGAGAAACUUUGUACCUGACUUCAACAUUGGCUCACUGUCUGGCGGUUUUAGUUCUCUUAAAUACAAUCCACCAGUUUCAAAAUCACUUUAGCUUAGCCAGCUUUAAAUUGUUUAAAAACUUUUGCUAUGUAGAUGGGCCAUAAUUGCAAUAUAUCUCAGAAUGAGAUGAGACAGGUUGGGGAAAACAAGUGCAGAGCAUUUAAAAAACCCCACAUUCUCUAAGGAAGAAGUAUAGGUGUCUUACGCUAUUUUUAAUACUAGAACAUAAAAUGUCAAAGCAACAAGCUAAUUGUUUUCUGUUUCUGUAUUCUAAAAAAAUAAAUUUUUGUUUAAAGAAAAUCUUAACAUGAGGCCUUAAGACCUUACAUAUUCUAACUUUAGCAUGGAAAAAUCUAUUUUUACAACCAUGUUAGAAAUUCUGUAUAUAGGCCUGACUGACCUUGUAAGUAUAGUGGUGCUAGGAGCUAAUCAUGCAAUAUUGUAAGGCUCUGUAUAACAGUAAAUGCUGAUUUAUUUUGGUUAUUGGUACAAGGAUUCCUGCUCACUGCCUGUGUAGAGACUCUGCAUAUUUUAUGCUUGGAAAUACAGUCCAGAACAUAUUCAAACUGUGAAUAUAUAACCUGAUUUUUUUUUUCUUAAGGGUAAAGAUAUAUACAAUAGGUAGUGUUUUAUAUAGAAUACAGUACUUAUUUUUAUUGUUGCAUAAAUGCAAACUAUUUUUUUCAGAAUAGCAAAGCAUUACAGAAUUUUAAAAUUGUUGGAAAAAACACUAUUUACAUUAUGACCCAUUCUUUCAGCAAAGCUUUUGGGGUGAUAUAUACCAAUUGGCUCUGCCAGCUUCAUUUUGUGCUAAUGUUUAUCUUCAGCAUCGCUGUAAAAAAAGCUAUCUGUUUUUUCACUCAUACUAGCCUGUCUUGGUAAAACAUUUAGAGAGGCAAGGAGAAUCAUGCUUCACCACUGGGGCUGGACUAGUAUUAGCAAAAGCAACCAAUCUAUACCAUAUUGUUGUCUUUGCUAGUUAAAAUCCUUUAAAGAACAUGCCUGAUGUAGUAAAAAUGUAAGAUUUUGACAAACACCAAAAUGAAGCAUCACAAUUUAUUACUUUCUAGCUUCGAGUGUGAUAUUUUUGUCAUAAACAUUACAGGCAUUGGGCUGUUGAAUGAAUCUGGCUUUCAUGUAGGUAAACAAAAUGUUGCUUUUUAUAAAUUAAAUCAUUGUAAUUCGGGGUUCUAAAUUCCUGCUCACUUUUAAUAACAGCAUCACAGUAUCCACUUCUAUGAGAGUAUUUAAUACAAAUGCCUGUGGUUUUCAAUGUUACUAACAUAUUGUAACAUCAGUAAAGUGACUUUCAAUGACAAAGACUGUUGUGCGUGUUUUGUUCUCAGAAGUCCUUGUAUUUAGCACUUCCUGUUUUAUGUGUCUCUGUAAAACAAACAAAAAAAAAGACACUACACGCAUGGGAAAAAAAAAAAAAGGCUAAUGGCUAAUAAUAGAAUACAGAGUAUUUUUUCCAAUUCCAGGGUUGACAGUGAUCCUGUGAGCUUCCCAAGCGUUGUCUUAGAGUUUUACUGUUCUCAAGGCAAGUCUAAAAUUCCUGUUCCUUAGUAUGUCUGGAGGAAACCUAGAAAAAAAUCUACACUCUAAACCAUGCCCAAUUGUUUGCACAAAGGUCAAGAGCGAUCGUCCCACUUAACAUCAUAUAAGCAUCCUUCCCAGUACACCUUGUGGGUAAGAAAAGCCUUUAAUUCUGAGUUAUAGGUAACUGUUAGUCUCAAGCAGGUAACUUACUGAUUCUACUCUUAAUGGGAAAGCAACUUUUACAUAUGUUUCACGUUUUAUGUUGUUUUCAAGUGGGUUUCUUUAGUUACAUGACAGCAGAUUCUUAGUGUUUAUGUGUAAAGAUGAAAGAUGAUGUAUCUUAUCAUUCUGUGAAUACCAUGGAUUUUUUUAAACACUUACGGAGAACAAAAUGCAAUUCUUUCUUGGGUGAGCUAGAAUUUAUUCCUUGUUUUGGAGCAAUUUGUUUUACAGUUUUCUCUGUUUCGUGAUUACAAGAUCCCUGAAGAAAACCCUACUGGUUCACGCUUCUUGUUCUCACACCAUUUCACUGCCCAGUAGCUGGUCAGUGCUAAAACAGCAAUUCAGCCUGAGAAAAUAAAUUGAGUCAAACUUAAGUGUGUUUGUUAUUGGUCCUCUUCUUUCAUUGCUCCAGGCAACUAUUAUGCUUCAUUAAAAAAAAAAUUAAAAAAAUAAAAAAAGUAUGGAAGCUAAGCUUUUAUUUGUAGGUGCAAUUUUAAUACCACAUAUUCUUUUGGCAAUAAUUCUAAUUAUUUAUUUAUCACAUAACUUCAGACCUGUAUAGGAGUGUGGAACUGCAGGGAGGGGGGUGUCUCAGAUCAUUUAGUAAAUUUUACUUAUCUACAAGAAUGUUCAUUAUUGUCUGAUGUUUACUUUCAUUAGUAGUUUCGGGCCUGUGGCAGGUAGAGAAUUGGAAGAGGGGAAAAAA
Athene cunicularia (burrowing owl) is the source of this 10679-nucleotide messenger RNA. RefSeq names its product ADAM metallopeptidase domain 22 (gene ADAM22). The coding region runs from base 116 to 2461 and encodes 781 amino acids. Gene Ontology annotation, cellular component: postsynaptic density membrane. The record is from RefSeq and is a predicted model, not a curated record. The transcript has 29 exons. NCBI's taxonomy places the organism in Eukaryota, Metazoa, Chordata, Aves, Strigiformes, Strigidae. Gene Ontology annotation, biological process: proteolysis. Gene Ontology annotation, molecular function: metalloendopeptidase activity.